Molecule: messenger RNA, 2767 nt
Organism: Cornus florida
Lineage: Eukaryota; Viridiplantae; Streptophyta; Magnoliopsida; Cornales; Cornaceae
Product: subtilisin-like protease SBT5.4
Exons: 11
Coding region: 105-2489 (794 amino acids)
Biological process (GO): proteolysis
Molecular function (GO): serine-type endopeptidase activity
Source: RefSeq, a predicted model, not a curated record
CCAAUCUCUUCUCUUCCUCGACGCAAACAGUAGAUAUAUAGUUUUUAAGUACAAUAAAUACUUAAGAAAAUAUAUAUCAUUUCAGAUUACAGCAUUUCGCGGCCAUGAUGGAAAGCAAAAUGUUGUUUUCAAAACUCACAAUUUUCCUUGUAAUCUCCAUUCUUCUCUGUGUGUCCCCAACACCAGCUUUCGCGGCCAAAAAGUCAUAUAUUGUGUACAUGGGAACUCCUUCGCAUAAAGGUCGAAAAAUGAGUGAGAAAGCUCUUGGUCAAGUUUCAGAUUCUCACUGCAAGUUUCUUGCAUCAUUCCUCGGAAGUACAAAGAAGGCCAAAGAUUCCAUAUUUUACUCGUAUCAAGGAUACAUCAACGGCUUUGCUGCAGUGCUUGAUGAGGAGCAGGCAGCUAAAAUUUCAAAGGAUCCAAAUGUUGUGUCCGUUUUUAAAAAUGAAUUGUUACAAUUGCACACAACAAAGUCUUGGAAUUUUCUUUCACUAGAAAAUAAUAACGGUGCCGCUGACUUAAACUCCUUGUGGACGAAGGCCAAACAUGGAGAAGACAUCAUUAUAGGAAAUCUUGACAGUGGCGUCAUUCCCGAAUUAGAGAGUUUCAGUGACAAAGGAUAUGGACCCAUUCCAAAAAAAUGGAAUGGAAUAUGUCAGAACGGCACCAAAAUUGGAUUCGCAUGCAAUAAAAAACUUAUCGGAGCUAGGUACUUCUACAAAGGAUUUCUUAUGAAUAGGGAGUUGAAAGACCAUUCCAAUUUCUCAUCACCCCGAGACGAUGGUGGCCAUGGAACUCACACAUUAUCAACGGCAGGUGGGAACAUUGUGCCUGGAGCAAAUAUACUUGGCGCUGCAAAUGGAAUUGCAAAAGGCGGUGCACCUAGAGCCCGAGUGGCUGCUUAUAAGGUAUGCUGGCCACCAGUAGAUGGUAAGGGUGGAUGCAGUGAGGCGGACAUCCUCAAAGCCUUCGAUCAGGCCAUACGUGACGGAGUUGACGUGCUUUCAGUGUCGCUUGGUUCAGUCCGACCCACUGAUUACGUCGACGAUGCCACUUCAAUUGGGGCAUUCCAUGCUGCUAAGCAUGGCAUACUUGUGGUGGCCUCAGCCGGGAAUGAAGGACCCGGAGAUAGUACUCUCUCCAAUCCUGCCCCAUGGAUACUAACAGUUGCGGCGAGCACCAUGGAUCGUGAAAUUGUUGCUAACGUUGAGCUUGGCAAUGGAGCGCGCUUCAAGGGAGCUGGUGUUUUUAAACCAAUGCGACAAGAAAAACCCAUUCCGAUUCUUACUGGGGCACAGGCUAAAGCUGCCAAGGCUAACGAAAAAGAAGCUUUGUUUUGCAAGGAGGGAGCACUGGAUCCCCAGAAGGCUAAGGGUAAAAUCGUGGUGUGUCUUAGGGGCGGCGAAGUUGAUAGAGCAGACAAAAGUGUAAAUGCUGCUCGUGCUGGGGCUGUUGGAAUGAUUCUUUGCAACGACAAGGCUGAUGGUGAUGCUAUCGUUGCUGAUCCUCACACGAUUCCCGCUUCGCAUCUCAAUUACACAGCUGGUCAAGCUCUUUUUGCCUACAUCAACUCAACCCAGAAUCCGCAGGCUACUAUUAAGGAUACCACAACACAACUCAACACAAAGCCUGCUCCAGUCAUGGCUGCUUUCUCCUCUAAGGGUCCAAACAUUUUUACACCAGAGAUCCUCAAGCCUGAUAUCACUGCACCAGGAGUAAGUGUGCUAGCUGCAUUUGGAUUACCUAUAUCAGGCUUUGAUAAGCAAACUGUUUUUCCCUUCAACCUUUUAUCUGGAACAUCCAUGUCUUGUCCUCACGUUUCUGGUAUUGCCGCCCUUCUCAAAGCAAUCCACCCUGAUUGGAGUCCCGCUGCCAUUAAAUCCGCAAUCAUGACCACCGCAAGCACAAUAGACAACACUGGUAGUCCAAUCUUAAAUUCUUCUAAUAUUAAGGCAACGCCAUUCAGUUACGGUGCUGGGCACGUACAGCCAAACCUUGCUGCAGAUCCUGGCUUGGUUUAUGACAUGACACCUUCGGAUUACAAGAAAUUCCUUUGUGCAAGUGGAUAUGAAACACACAAGGUUCAGCUCUUUGCCAAGAAGCAUGUAUGUCCCAACUUUACAGAUCCUCUCACUAUAUUAAACCUCAACUAUCCUUCAAUAACCGUCCCGGAACUCUCUGGCUCAGCCACCGUGAGACGAACACUGAAGAAUGUUGGCCCUCCCGGCAACUAUAAAGCCCGUGUUGUUUCCCCACAGGGAUUUUCAGUUAUUGUUAAACCUGAUGUCUUUAAAUUUACCAAGGGUGGUGAACAGAAGACAUUUUCUGUGACAUUGAAAGAAGAUCAGAAAAAUAAAAAAGCUAGUGAUGACGAAGACUAUUCAUUUGGAGAGUUAAUAUGGUCAGAUGGGGUACAUAACGUCCGGAGUCCGAUUGUGGUUGCCAAGGAGCCUGAAUUGAAAUCCCCGAACUCUAAAACAAAGGAGUAGAUAUAUAUAAAUAUGUGUGUGUAUAUAUAUAUAUGUAUAAACAAAGUGAACUGAAAGAGAAGUAAACAUGGAGCAGUUACAUAAAGACUUAUUUGAAUUAUUAUUACUCAAUUUGUACAGAUAUGACGGUUGAUGGAUUCAUAUAGAGGAUGUCAAUACAUGUGUUGUGUUCUUUUCUUCUUUUAAUCCGCAUUUUUUGGUCAUUGUCUAUGUACUUGUGACUGUGGCUUAAAUUACCAAUUUUAAUAUCAGAAUUUUAGAAAAUCUAGCCAUUAUCA